Molecule: messenger RNA, 7190 nt
Organism: Thamnophis elegans (Western terrestrial garter snake)
Lineage: Eukaryota; Metazoa; Chordata; Lepidosauria; Squamata; Natricidae
Gene: CAMSAP1
Product: calmodulin regulated spectrin associated protein 1
Exons: 18
Coding region: 198-4979 (1593 amino acids)
Biological process (GO): negative regulation of microtubule depolymerization; cytoplasmic microtubule organization; neuron projection development
Cellular component (GO): microtubule minus-end
Molecular function (GO): microtubule minus-end binding; spectrin binding; calmodulin binding
Source: RefSeq, a predicted model, not a curated record
GCCUUCUAUCUCAUUUUCCCCCUUCAGACGACGGGAGCGCGCCCGCCCUCUUCCUCCUCCCGCCGCCGCCGUGCCCGCGCCCUCGCGCCCGCCUCGCCCGCCCGUCUCCGCGUCCCUCUGGGGUGGCCGCGGCCCCCUCCGGCCUGGGCGCGGCCUGCGAGGCGGCGAUGGAGUAGCUGGGGAAAGGCCGACGCAAGAUGGUGGAUGUUGAUAUCGGUGCUGGUGGAGAUAACACCAGAAAAAAAAUGGAUGCUCUGACGGAUAGUAGCGCUGAGAUUGUUCCGUUGGAACUCUACGAUUCAUCCCGAGCCAAAAUAGCUGCUAAUCUACAGUGGAUCUGCGCGAAAGCUUACGGAAUAGACAACAUCCCAGAGGAAUUGAAAGAUCCCUUCUAUGUAGACCAGUACGAGCAGGAGCACAUUAAGCCGCCCGUCCUCAAGCUGCUGUUAUCCAGUGAGCUGUAUUACCGCGUCUGCAGCCUCAUUCUCAAGGGGGACCAGGUGGCCAUGCUGCAGGGACACCACUCGGUCAUCCAGGCGCUCUCCCGGAAAGGGAUUUACGUCAUGGAGAGCGAUGAUACCCCUGUGUCCGAAUCCGAUCUCAGCUCCGCGCCCAUCAAAAUGAGUCCUCACAUGGCAAUGAUUGAUGCUCUCAUGAUGGCCUACACCGUGGAGAUGAUCAGCAUUGAGAAAGUCGUGGCCAGCGUCAAGUGUUUUUCCACGUUCAGUGCCUCGAAGGAGUUGCCCUACGAUCUGGAGGAUGCGAUGAUAUUCUGGAUCAACAAGGUGAACCUAAAGAUGAGAGAGAUCACGGAAAAGGAGAUUAAAUUAAAACAGCAAUUACUGGAAAGCCCAGGUCAUCAAAAGGUACGUUACCGCCGAGAUCACCUCUCGAGCCGACAGCUGCCCUUUUUCCCAUUACUUGAAGACCUGAUGAAGGAUUGUAGCGAUGGGGCUGCUUUGCUGGCUGUCAUCCAUUAUUAUUGCCCCGAACAAAUGAAGCUUGAUGAAAUUUGCUUGAAAGAGGUAACAUCAAUUGCAGACAGCAUCUACAACAUCCAGUUGCUCCGAGAAUUUGCCAAUGAGUACCUGAACAAAUGCUUUUACCUCACUUUGGAAGAUAUGUUGUAUGCCCCGUUAGUUCUAAAGGCUAACGUUAUGGUUUUCAUUGCUGAAUUAUUCUGGUGGUUUGAGAAUGUCAAGCCGGAUUUUGUGCGCCCCAGGGACUUCCAAGAAGUCAAAGAUGGUGCUAAAACCAUGCUGCAUCAGAAGAGCAGCCGCCCAUCGGUACCCAUUUCCAAUGCCACGAAGCGGAGUUUCAUGCCGAGCCCAGCGGUCCCCUGUUCAGCCGACGUACAACCUCCCAGUCAACUCUCGCAGGAAACGUGCAGCAGUGGCAAAGGAAGUCCCGCCUUCAGCCCAUCGCACCCCUUGCUGCCUUUAAGGCAAAAGCAACAGAAGACGGUACAGGGGGAAGACCCGUCAGACCAACUGCAUCGGUCUAAUUCCUUGACCCGGACAGACGGGCAGCCUCGGGAUUCGAUCCUUGCGUGGCCAGAGAAGAAGCAAAGGCCCCUUUCACAACCCGCACCAUUUGGUCUUCACCACGCGCCGAGCAGUGAUGCGGACCCCAGCUCCGGCGACAGCAUCAGCCUGGCCAGAUCCAUCAGCAAAGACAGCCUGGCCUCCAACAUCGUCAACAUCACCCCGAAGCAGCAGCUCCCCUCCGCCCCCGUGAAAAGCAGCGGGAAAAGCUUGCUGAACAACGUGGAGAUAGAAGACGAGGAGGAGGAGGAACUGAUCGCCAUCAUUCGCCCCGGCCCCACCCCGAACCAUGGCGGCCUGGAACUUCAGUGUGCCCUGCCGGCUCGUUCGCCUGGCUUUGUCGGCACCGCCUGGACGCCGAAAUCCCCGAGCGAGGCAACGGAAAGUAAGGAGGAGAGCUUUUUCCUGGAACCGCUAAUGCCUGCUCUUUUACGGCCAGCCAAGGAGAAGCAAGUCACCAAUAAAGAGGACGAAUGCGGAGAAGGGAAAGCCAGAGGUUACGUGCCCAAGAGAGUGAGCGAAGGGCAUGCGGCUUUGGCCCGUAAGAAAGCCAACGGCGAUCACAGCCUUAAUAGGACUUUUAACCUGGGUUCUAGUUCUGAACUAACCGUGAUUGCAAGUCCCAGUUUAGCAGAGCCACUUGUGCAUCACUCAGAUGUCAGGAUGGAGUCCUUUUGCCCCCAAGCAAGCAGCAGUUUAGAGGUCUCCUCUCAAGAGCGGGCAUCUGCAGGGUUCUUCCUGCACGCCGCCAAAGCGGAGGAGGCCGCCUCUAGCGGCCACGUCACCAACCUCAGUUACCUGAAAAGCCCCAGUUCCCACCGGGCGGAGACCUCGUGGACCAUGGUCAGACAGGAUUCCGACUCCUCCAUCCUAGACAUGGAGGAAGCCGAGCAAGACGUGGCCGCCGAGGAGCACCCUCUGAUCGCCAAGUACAUCGGCGAGGAAGAAUCUGCCAAGCUUCAGGAAGACAUGAAGGUCAAGGAGCACGAGGACAAAGACGACGCCAGCGGGCGCUCCAGCCCAUGCCUGAGCACCAUUUCCCAGGUGAGCAGUGUCUCCAUGACCAGCGGGAGUGCCCGGAUGACCAGCUUCGCGGAGAGGAAGCUCCAAAGGCUGAACAGUUACGAGACGAAAUCCAGCACCAGCAGCUCGCAGAAAACCACCCCGGACGGAUCCGAGUGUUGUCUGGCUCCGCUCACCACCUGGAAACAGAGACGGGAGCAGAGCCCACCCAGGCAGAGCAAAGACAACGCUAACCUCUUGGCGUCCGAGCUGGUCCAGCUCCACAUGCAGCUGGAGGAGAAGCGGAGAGCCAUCGAGGCUCAGAAGAAGAAAGUGGAGGCUCUUUCCGCCAGGCAGAGGCUAAAGCUCGGCAAGGCAGCCUUCUUGCACGUGGUGAAGAAAGGGAAAGGGCCGGAGAUCUCGCCAUCCCUGAAGCCGGAACAUUUCGCCAAAGAGUUCUCCGGCCACAACGGGGAAGGCCUGGAGGAGGACACGUUGAGCGCCAAAACGGAGGCGUUCCUCACGAAAGAGGAGGUGGCGGUGGUGGGCGACGACGAGAUUCCCAGAGGGAAGGUCCAGGAGACGGUCGGCUUCGUGGAGGAAAGCAUCUCCAGAGAGCCCACCCUCCACGAAAUCGAGAAAAGCAAGAGGGUCUCGGUGGCCCUGCUGGAAGAGAACAUAGACUCCGCCGAUCUCAACGAGUGCGACCUUUCCAUUGAAAAGCUGAACGAGACCAUCAGCACCCUGCAGCAGGCCAUCCUGAAGAUCUCCCAGCAGCAGGAGCUCCUCAUGAAGGCCCCCACCCUGUCCUCAACCCGAGGAGGCUCUCAGGACCAAAAAAUAAAGGCCCCUGUCCAUUUUGUGGAGCCCCUCUCCCCGCCCGGCACCAAUAACCUCCGCAAGCCGCCCCGGCUGGGUCAAGGGCGGAGUGCCCGUUCGGGAAGGCCCUCCGAACUCAAAGUGGCCAAGGACCGUCCCCAUACCACGCCUCGCAUCAAGACCCCGACACCUAGCGUCGACACCUUGCCCCACUUGAGACAGUUCCCGUCCAACCAUUCCCCCAAGACGCCGGUCGAAACCGCUCUUGAAAAUAAUCUGGGCCCAGGUAGCGCCCCGCAGGAGAAGCUCCCGUUUGAGAGUUACCGGCUCUGCGACGAUAAUCAGAGAGGAGCGUUCGUUUUUUCCUCGUCCAGGGACACGAAUGUCCUCUCGGAGGCCCUCAAGGAUGAGAACAGCAAUGUAGAGGACUUUCACCCCCUUGCUCGUUUCGACGCGUCGGGCAAAGAGAAUAUCUCAGUGGAAGAGCCAUCCAAGGGCAAAGGCAGCCUUAUCGAAGUGGACCUCUCGGAUCUAAAAAUCCACGACGAAGAAGUGGAAAUCCAGGGCAACGCUUCCGAUUUAAUCAAUGAAAUGGACUCGAAGUCGGGCUUUGGGUUCUUCUUCAAGGAUGAACAGAAAGCCGAAGAUGAGCUGGCGAAGAAACGUGCCGCUUUUCUCUUAAAACAGCAGCGAAAGGCCGAAGAGACCCGGCUUCGAAAACAGCAGCUGGAAGUAGAAGUUGAGCAAAAAAGGGACGAAGCUCGGCGAAAAGCUGAAGAAGAUCGCCUGCGGAAGGAAGAGGAAAAAGCCCGCCGGGAAUUAAUCAAACAAGAGUAUUUGCGGCGAAAGCAGCAGCAGAUUUUGGAAGAACAGGGCUUGGGCAAACCCAGACCCAAAGCGAAGAAGCCACGGCCCAAAUCGGUCCAUCGGGAGGAAUCCUACAGCGAUUCGGGGACCAAGUACUCCUCUACUCCUGAUAAUCUGAGCAACGCCCAAUCGGGAUCGAGUUUGUCCUUGGCUUCUGCAGCUACCACUGAGCCAGAGAGCAUCCAUUCAGGAGGCACACCUUCCCAAAGAGUGGAGUCCAUGGAAUCCUUGCCCAUCCUCAGCAGGAACCCAAGCCGAAAUAUGGAGCGAGAUUGGGAGAACACUUCGACCGCUUCUUCGAUUGCCUCGGUGGCCGAAUAUACAGGCCCAAAGCUCUUUAAGGAGCCCAGCAGCAAAUCAAACAAGUCCAUCAUCCACAACGCCAUCUCCCACUGCUGCCUUGCUGGAAAAGUGAAUGAGCCUCAUAAGAAUUCUAUCUUGGAGGAGCUGGAAAAGAGCGAAGCCAACCACUACAUCAUCCUAUUCCGCGACGCCGGUUGCCAGUUCAGAGCACUUUACUGCUACCAUCCCGACACCGAAGAAAUCUACAAGUUGACCGGAACGGGUCCAAAGAACAUCACCAAGAAAAUGAUCGACAAGCUGUACAAAUACAGUUCGGACAGGAAGCAGUUUAACCUGAUCCCGGCCAAAACCAUGUCCGUCAGCGUCGACGCGCUGACGAUUCACAACCACUUGUGGCAAUCCAAGCGACCCGCCGUGCCAAAGAAGAUCCAGAAUCGCAAAUGACGCUAAGCAACAACAACAAAAAACAAAACACUAGAAAACACAACAAAACGGGGCUAGAUUUCAACGCCGAGGGUAUCCGACGAACAGAACCAUCAUCAACCAUAAACCGAGAAAAAAAAAAUCAGCUUCUCAAAUCACGGAUGCAAGGAGAGUGUGAACGAACAACUUGAAUGUUUCCCUUUUUUUCUUUGGGACGCGACUGAUUUGCUGGUUCGGUUCGGUGUGGAUGCUCAAACGGCCGCUAUACCCAUCGCUGGCUUCUCGCGGCUUUUUUGCGAUGGACCAGACCUGAAGCUGGGGAUGUACUGGUGUUUCUUUCUUUCUUUUUUAAAAAACUUGAAGCUCUUCAUUGGUACCACUUGGGAUCCCUCGUUUUUCCCUCCCUUCUUCCCGAUUCAACCUUCCUGCAGAAAAAUGAAUACAUCAAAGGACGCCGUGUAGAAGUUGGCAAAGCGGCAGUUUAGGAAGGGAAAGCGAACAGCAGGAGGCGGGAUGGAAUUUUUUCCCCUCCCACCUCCAUUUUUCCCUUCUGGAUUCCUUUUAAAGGAUCUCACACCCAACUGCAUUUUAACUGCCAAUGUUAAGUCACACUCUCAUUUCUGGAGAAUGGAAGCCCAGCCUGCCGCCCACUCCUCGCCUCAGUUUACCUACAGUAUCCCUUUCUUGGUCCUACGUACUGACUGACAGAUGUAAAAACCAGUCUCUUUUUUUAACAAAUGAAGAACAGAGACAGAGGACAUAUGCAAAAAAAAUUGUGACCGCUUGCGAACCUUAGAGCAAAACACAAUCAUGAAGAGACAGAGAGGUGCUAUUGGCUGGAUUUAGCUUGUUCGAAACUUCACAUGGCAAAACAAAACAAAACAAAUGGAUUUUCCGAUUUUCCGUAUCCUCGUCUUCUCCCUUCGCCCUCCCGUUUCGUUUCGUUUGUUGGACGGACCCUAGAAAUAGCGGAGCGCUUUUCCCCCCUCCACUCCGAGCACGUUUAACUCUCCGUCGAAUGUUGCACUCAAGUUAUUCACGAUGCUUUUUUAAAAAUAUUAAUAACAAUAAUAAUCAUGUUUAAAAUCAGGCCCUGCUACUUUGUCCUCUCCUGUCUGUCUGUCUGUCUGUCUGUCCUUUGCGGGAUGAGCAGCAUGCUCUUGUGAAGGAGUGUGUUCCUUCCCUCCCCUUCUUUAUUUCCUCCCCCCCUUUUUAAGUUUUCUGCGGGAGCUCUUUUUAAUUUGGGAGUGGGGGACGGACGUGAUGGGAUGACGAUGUCUAGAAAAAGCCAACCGAUUUUUCCCCCCCUACGACGGGCAAGGUUUUAAAACAGAUCUCGGUGUUUGGUUUGAAAGCUCAAAAGUGGCUUUAGGGUGUUGGUUGUUUCCCCCCCCCCCUUCCCCUCUCUUUUCAUCUUGAAAUAUUAAACCUUUGAGUUGAAACCUUUCAACCUGUCUGUGUUUUCACCUUACAGAAAACCAACCAGAACCAAAUCCUUUUUACCCUUGGGACUUAAUGAUGCAGGAAGCUUAGAGGAUGAUGUGUUUUAAAUUGUCUCUUUCUCCCUUCCCUUGGAAGGCACAAUAAAAAAAAAAUUAUGUAGCCUUCAACCCAAACUAUUCUUUUUCAUACUUUACUACUUGGAGAUAUAUAUAUAUAUAUAUAUAUCCAAGUAGUAAAGUAUGAAAAAGAAUAGGUAUAUAUAUAUAUAUAUUCUGACAAAGGUUUUAGUUUGCACAUGUUUACUUCUACUUGAAAUGUUACUUGAAGACCUUUUUGAGACGCUCUUUCUAACACUAGAGACGAACGAGAGAGAUGGAAACACACACCUGUGCGUCCUUAUUUAUGAACCUAGAAGAAGAAUAAUGGGAGAGCAAAAUGACUUUUGUAUAGAGCGAGGCGAGAAACGGCCUUCUUAACACUAAGCUAGUAAGAGGGGUUGGGGAAUCGGAAUGGUCUCCCGUUGUUGCCCGUUCCUUCCCUCGGGCGUUUGUUUUAAAUAGAUUUGUAAAUUUUGUUCCAUAGUCGAUUAACCUUGUAAAUAAGGCUUCGUUUCUUAAAACUAUUCAGAGGAUUCAACGGGGUUGUGAGCAAUUCUUUUUUUUUUCUCCUUCUUCUUCUUUUGGUUUACAUGCUUUUUCAUGCUUGAUUUUUUUUCCCUCACUGUUUGAUAUACGACAUAUUUAUUUUAUGGAAGCACUGAAAAUAAAGGUCAUCAUCCGAUUUUGGUUA